Messenger RNA from Mauremys mutica (yellowpond turtle), 3380 nucleotides. It is a transcript of the gene SLC35E3, whose product is annotated as solute carrier family 35 member E3. The coding region runs from base 104 to 1045 and encodes 313 amino acids. The record is from RefSeq and is a predicted model, not a curated record. The transcript is spliced from 5 exons. Gene Ontology annotation, cellular component: Golgi apparatus. NCBI's taxonomy places the organism in Eukaryota, Metazoa, Chordata, Testudines, Geoemydidae. Gene Ontology annotation, molecular function: nucleotide-sugar transmembrane transporter activity; antiporter activity.
GCGCCCGGGUGCGCUGGCUGCGGGCGGGCGGCCGGGCUCCCUGCUCCGUACUCGUCGGCCGGGCAGCCGGCCCCGCUGAGCGCGGAGGCGGCUGCCGGGCGCCAUGGGGCCGGGGCCGGGGCCGGGGCCGGGGCCGGGGUGGCUGGCGGCCGGGCUGCUGGUGAACCUGGCCGCCUCCAUCUGCAUCGUGUUCCUGAACAAGUGGCUUUACGUGCGGCUCGGCUUCCCCAACCUGAGCCUCACGCUGGUGCACUUCGCCGCCACCUGGCUCGGCCUCGGCCUGUGCCAGGCGCUGCGCGUCUUCGCCCCCAAGAGCCUGCGGCCCCGCCAGGUGCUGCCCCUGGCGCUCAGCUUCUGCGGCUUCGUGGUGUUCACCAACCUGUCCCUGCAGAGCAACACCAUCGGCACCUACCAGCUGGCCAAGGCCAUGACCACGCCGGCCAUCGUGGCCAUCCAGAGCCUCUUCUACGGCAAGAGCUUCCCCCUGCGCAUCAAACUGACCCUGAUUCCCAUAACUGUAGGUGUAUUCCUAAAUUCCUAUUAUGACGUGAAGUUUAACUUCCUUGGAAUGGUGUUUGCUACCCUUGGUGUUCUAGUUACAUCCCUUUAUCAAGUGUGGGUAGGAGCCAAGCAGCAUGAGUUGCAGGUUAACUCUAUGCAGUUGCUGUACUAUCAGGCACCAAUGUCCUCUGCCAUGUUGUUGUGUAUCGUACCCUUCUUUGAGCCAGUAUUUGGAGAAGGGGGGAUAUUUGGACCCUGGACACUUUCUGCUGUGUUAAUGGUGCUGCUGUCUGGUAUAAUAGCCUUUAUGGUAAACUUGUCCAUUUACUGGAUCAUUGGAAACACAUCACCUGUCACAUAUAAUAUGUUUGGACACUUCAAGUUCAGCGUCACUCUGUUGGGAGGGUACCUGUUGUUUAAAGAUCCACUGUCACUUAAUCAGGUCCUUGGGAUUUUGUGUACUUUGUUAGGCAUUUUAGCUUAUACCCAUUUCAAACUUAGUGAGCAGGAAGGGAGUAAGAGUAAACUGGUUCAGCGUCCAUAAAUCAAGAUCUUCUGGAGAUGAUAAACCUUCAAACGGAAAGAAAAUCUAUAUUAAAUAUGCACUGAUUGUAGAACGGGCAAAAUAGCUGAAAUAAAAUUUGUAUUAAUAUUACCACCAGGAUCAUCAUGCUGAAACAAAAUAAAAUGAAUCAUUACAUAAAAUAUAUUUUCCAUCUUAGUCCAGCCUAUAGUUAAAUAGUAACAUUUAAAAAAAAAAUCAACUGGUGUAAGUCAAAUUAGAAUGAAAAUUCUAUAGAAGUGAUUAUGACUUUCAUACUGAAAUCAAAUGAGCUUAUCUUGGUUAAUGUUACAGUAAAUGCUGAAGGAAUUAAUUUUGUCCUUUGUGAUAUCAUGCCAGUGUUACUAUUGUAAAGAAUCUUGUUCGAGACACUUAUAUGCAGAUAUUCUGGUACAUGACAGCACAUGCUUCCUGUUUGUCUGGUAGAUGAAAAGGCAAAUUGCUUUUUUGUUGGUUUGUUUUUUUAAAAAAGCUGUCAAACAUCAUUCUGAUUCCGACAUGCUUGCUUGCGAGUUUGGUAACUACCUGAAUAACUUUCAGUAGAAGGGAUCAGAUAAAAUUAUUAGUGGAGUGGAGACUCAGGCAACUGAUCUAACUAGUUAUCAAUUUGAACUAAAACUGAAUGUCCCAAAGUUUGGGAAAGUUGGAAACCAGCUCUGAACUUUGCAGCUCAAGUUCAUCUGUAGAUCUGCCAAGAAAUUUAGUAAGUCACUAGUGUUUUGGAAAAUGUUCUGUUUCUGCUUCAUGAUUUUCUAGUGUUAAAAACGGACUUUCACAAGACUUUUUGAACCUUUGUGGGCUUAAUAAACCUACAUAGUUGUUUUAAUUGCCAAAUGAAAAUGGUUUCGCAAGUAAGAACACAAACACCCAACUGUUUGGGGCAGCAGAUAAACUAUGCCAAGACUCUGUCCAAAGACAUCUUUAAGUUUAAAAAAAAAACAACAAAAAAACUAAGUAGGUAGGAUGUGGGAGUUGAACCUCCUGUUGUUUUAAUCCAUUCCCUAAUGUGCACGUGCACUUCCCUCUCAUCCUCUGCCCUAUAGCUCUCUCAAAAGGGCAAGGUGCAUCCUAUAUUCACAGGUUCCACUGUUGUUACUGUUCGUAUAGGGAAAAGCCAGUGGGUUGCUGAGAAAUUUAAUCUCUUUCAUGCCGCCCAUAAUAUGCUGGAAAGACAAUCUCUUCAGGGGAAUCUGCAGCAGAUGAUGACCUUGGGACGGGCACAGGUUCUGCUGUAGAUUGGAGGUGCUUUGAAGAUUACCUUAGGCCAGAGCUGUGCAGUUUUUUGGCCAUUUGGAAAGACAGUUUUGAGGGCCAUGUUGUAGAAAAUGGAAAGUUAUGUCAAUUUUCCUGCUUUCGGUAAAUGUGGUAGAAACAUACAUUUGCCAGAUUGGCAAGUGAUUAGAAUUUAUUUGCAUUACUUCACUGGCAUUUUGUUGUUUUUAUCUUCAUUUACUUAUAGUCGCUUUAAAGAGGAAAAUCAUGUGAACAGAAACGUGUAUAGGUUUUACAGCCACCAACAUAAAUGGUUAGGUAGUUAAUUCUUAGCUUUUUUUACAGAUUAAAUGAUUAGAAACCUUAUGUUUAUGUGCAAGAAGCAAUCUCAAUCAAAUUAUUUUUACCAUGAGGCCUGUUUUCAGGCUUGUAUAUUGUUCAGUUUUCGGAGUUUGAUUUUUAAAAAGAAUUUCUCUUGUGUAGCUUAAAUUUACAUCAGAUUACUCUGUAUUGUUUCAGUAUUCCAAACAGCUGACUUCUUUACCACUGGUAUCUGAGGCAUUGUACAGGUGCAAGAAAAAAUUCUUUUGUAUACAUUUUUAUAAAUCUAUAAUUUGUUAGAAUUUAAAGACAAAUACAGACUGCUGAGAAAUAUGUGCAGAACAGUGCAGUCUUUAGGUGCAUAUUCUUGAGUACAUGCACUGGAAAAACAUUUUGCAUUGAUUUGUGCUGUGCACAAGCUCUUCUAAAAUGUAAAUAGACCAUGAGGACGUUCUUAGGGUUAGAAAUAAGAUGCCUGAAAAGCCUGUGUGAUGACAAAAUCUGAGAUGGGAUUGAUGCAUAUAACGAGAAAAGAACUGAAUAAAAAUGUAUGAUGCAAAUGAUUUUCACCACAGCAUCUGAUCUUCAAAAUGGCAAAAGUAAAUUAAGAAAGUAAUUCAAAAGCAUUGGUGACUGAAAAGGAUACAUUAUAAAUAUAGUCUGUUGCUGGAAAAUGUACAAGUCCUGUAGGACACUGAAGUGACUGGAUUUUUUUCAUAUAUUUAACAGUUCUACUUUGGGUUUUAUCUAGUAUGACUGAUAAAUAAAAUAAUUCUUGAACUUC